This is a messenger RNA of Sugiyamaella lignohabitans, 1119 nucleotides long. It is a transcript of the gene ATS1, whose product is annotated as Ats1p. Bases 1 to 1119 code for a protein of 372 amino acids. NCBI's taxonomy places the organism in Eukaryota, Fungi, Ascomycota, Dipodascomycetes, Dipodascales, Trichomonascaceae. The transcript has a single exon. The record is from RefSeq and is a predicted model, not a curated record.
AUGCCAAUUGAGAUAUUAGCUCUGGGAUCUAAUGGGAACCAUCAGCUGGGCCUCGGUCAUGAUGAAGAUGUUUCAAUUGCAGAAUCUCUGAAUCCAGAUUUCAUUAAUUCUACGGGACAUGCCAUCAGUCAAAUUGUAAGUGGUGGUAAUCACACACUUUUUAUUACUGCAGAUGGGGACGUUUUUGGGUGUGGUAGUAAUGAUCACGGUCAAUUAGGUAGCAACAUCAACGAUAAAGUUAUAAAAGAACCGAAAAAACUAGAUCUAGCCGGUGAAAAAAUUCGCACUGCCGCUGCUGGCUGGGAAUAUAGUAUCUUUGUAACCGAUAAUGACCAGCUGAUUUCCUGCGGUAAUGGUCCAAAAGGCGAACUUGGUAUUGGUCCUAAAAUUCCUAUCUCUGCAACUAAUGAUGAACCUACGUUUCAUAAGAUUAGAGACUUUCCGCCAGAAGGAACCAGGGUGGUGAAAAUUAACGCCGGUCUGGCUCACGUAGUGGUACUAUUGGAUGAUAAUUCUCUAUGGGGAUGGGGUUCAUCUCGAAAAGGACAACUGGGUGACCAGAAUUCAGCAAGGAAAAUAUGUUUUGAGCCUGUAUUUAUCAUGAAAAAGGACAAGAACGAUUCCAUUAGUCAUCUUUCUUGUGGACGGGAGUUUACAGUAUUUGGCUGCGAAAAAAGUGGAACUAUCGAAGUUUUAGGAGGUGAGAAGUGGGGUUUCAAGGGCCAAUUGUCUUCUCCGAUGAGUGCUGACUUGUCUGCAUUGAAAUUUAUUGCCGUUGAUUCAGGAUGGUCAACUAUUCACAGACUGUCCAGUGAUGGAAAAGAAAUCACUUCUUGGGGCAAUAACAGCCAUUUUCAACAAGCUCCGACAUCUAUUAGAUCAUUGGGGCUAAAAUUUAACGAUCUUGUAGAUGGUAGUGAACAUUCUGUAGUAAUCACAGACGACCGUCGAAAUGUCUACGCCUGGGGAUGGGGUGAGCAUGGAAAUUGCGGUGCUGCUGGAUUUAACGAUGAUAACCAGACCUACAAACUAUAUUCAACGACAGAUGCGACUAACAGAAUCAAGAAUGUAUUUUGUGGUCAUGCUACCACUUGGAUAAUUAUUGAAAGGAAUACAUAA